Messenger RNA from Gigantopelta aegis, 1112 nucleotides. RefSeq lists its product as uncharacterized. The transcript is spliced from 2 exons. Bases 443 to 964 code for a protein of 173 amino acids. The record is from RefSeq and is a predicted model, not a curated record. Lineage: Eukaryota; Metazoa; Mollusca; Gastropoda; Neomphalida; Peltospiridae.
UUAAAAAGUGCAGCAAACUCAGGAAUGUCCCUUUAAGCACACGACAAAAUUAAAUAUAUAAAUCAUACUGUAAAGUAAUGUUUUAAGUUGUCUUUUGUUUGACUUGAUUCAUAAGUAGCCGUCAUCAUUACGCUAAUUGAGUUACACCUUAAUUAAUCUAAGUACUUCCAGAUGGACUUUUGGUAACGCUGACAUAUUUCGCUCGUACUUGAGUAACACUCUCAAAUUGUUUGGAUUACGCAUGUCACUAACAUGCGCAGAUGUCAUCGAUUACUGCUUGAUAACAUCUACUCGACUCGUUGUCAACAGUGUCAUUUAGCCUAUAUAACCGAAAUAUCCAGUCUGGUUCCAACAUAACUACACGAAACCAGCAUCAAACGUUAAAAAAAAAAAAAAUCGAAAAAAAAAAAUUCAUUCCCGCAAUCUUGAUUUUAAAAGAAAAAUGAAUUUCCUCUCCACCAACGAUGCUUCAACAGCAUCCCCUUUCUGUUCCGGUUCUUCGUGCGGAUUCGACAACCAGCCGAAAACUACCGAUCUGAGACCGGCACCUCUCGUCGACUAUUCUUUCAGUGACGAAGAGAGCUUGAUUGUGUUGGAGAAGACCGUGGAAAGUUUGAGCGACAGUUUACGAGUUCUGGGAAUGACGUCAUCGCCUCGAUUCGACGAAUGUCUCCGACACCAUGUCCUGCGCGGAAACAUGAAACAGAAACUGGUUCGACGGAUUUCACUGAAACUGUUUUCGGAGGAGCAGGAGGAGUUGCAGAGAAAGAGCGCCAUGCUGUCAACAGUCGAUCGGAUGAUUUCGUCACCACGACAGUCGCCUAGUGCUUUCCGUCGGUUCAGUCCGCGAAGGAUCGUGAUGUCCAGGGCAACGCGACAAAAAGUUAUUUCAAAUCUUGUAGUCAGUCCCAAAAGGAAACCCAGUCUUUUCUGUUUUCUGUCCACGAAGAAGCUUUGCUUCUGAAAGUGUAACUUCAGUGUGUGUAUAAAUACAACGUGACAUUACCUGUGUAGUUCAUUCAAUGGACUGACAUAUUUGAGUAAUUGAAACUGUGCUAUUUACGCUUUGUGCUAUUUAAUAUUAUGUGCUGUAAACACAUUGUAAAUAAAUG